CGGAGCGUCGGCUUUAUUCGGUUGUAAUCGAGCACAGCGGUGAGUAAAGCGUCUGAAACAUGGCUCAGGCCCGAGUUACUGAUUAUUUCUCACAGAGUAAGAAAGCCGGAACGGAUCGAAGCUUAAGGUCGAAGUCUCAGAAGACUCGAACGGCGGCUGAACAGCGUGUGGUGUCCGAGGUGAAGAGCGUCAAGAGCCGGAGCUCGAGGAGCAGCAGGGCCGCCAGCACACAGCAACAAAGCGCGCAGCUGCAGGCGGUGCAGGAGGAGUUUCUCCGGGUUAUAGACGAGGCCGUGUCUGCUCCUCCGGACCAUGUGGAUCAGGAGGAACUCGACCCCGUGCAACAGAGUCCCCGCACCCCGAAGAGGACUUCAGCCGAGGCCGAGUUUGAUCUGGGUUCAACCGUGUUCGCCUCCGCUACCGAGCUCCACAGCACGGCUAAGAAACGCCUCCGAGUCGCUAAAGAGGAGGCCGCCGCCGCCGCCACGAAGAAGACCGCCAGAAAGAAGCUGGUUCUCUCCAAACACGGAGAAACGGAGAAGGCUUUGGCCACCACGCCAACCCGAGAAGACUCGAACAAUGUGGUCGAACAGGGUGCACAUGGUUCCCCCUUGAACAAAGUAAGCAAAUCUAAGCAGACUACCAAAAACAAGAAACAAUUUUCCAGAGAAGACGUGGCAACAUUGAAAGCUCGUCUGCAGAAACUGAAAGGUCAGGCCGAAUCGACGACCUCACCGAAACCAGCCCCGGUGUCGGCCGUCGCCGAGCUCCAGUCUCGACUGGACAGUGCCAGGGAGCUCGCGGUCGAGGUUCAGCAGAGGAAGGAGGAAAGACUCUCGGAGCAGGAGAAAACCAGCGAGGAGCAGAAACGAGACCUGCACAAAGCCGAUGAAGGCACGAAUCUUCCAGCCUACCGGCGCUACCACACUCUAGCCCAAGACGACCCCAAAGUUUCAUUGCUGGUUGAUAUUUGUACCAGAUUUUCAAACGUUGUUUUGUUCAUGCAGAUGGAGAAGGCGUUGGCUAACAUGGCUUUAAAAACAGCAGAAGCGGCUCGUUCUAAAGAGGCGGAUCCUCCAGGAAAACCAGCUGAGACACCCACACAGACCUCCAGCGCUCUCGAGGGCGUGUCCCAGUCUCUGCUGGAGAGGAUCAGAGCCAAAGAAGCGCAGAAACUACAAGCGGCCAUGACCCGGGACCCGAAACGAGAGGAGCGCCUGUCGAUGAUGUCGCACCUGCCGGAGAUGGCCCGGAUCCUGAGGAACGUGUUCGUGGCCGAAAAGAAACCCGCUCUGACCAUGGAGCUGGCCUGUAAUCGCAUGACUCGUAGCUACCGCUCGUCUCUCGGCGCAGGUGAAAUGGAAAAACAGCUCCGUCUGCUGGCCGACUCGGUACCAGAGUGGCUGACGCUGCACCCGAUCAGAAAAGACGUUUACCUCAAGCUGAACAAGAACACGAACGUGAGCCUGGUUUUGGAGAAACUAAAUCGGAAGAUAAAGGAAGAAGAGCGAUGCUGACGAAGUAAACGUCGGACUUUGAACGAUGUGCAAUAGUUUUUAAAUCGUUGUACCGGCUGUUUUAGACACUGUUUAAAAGUGAAAUGUUUUGUAGUAACGUGUAAAAUCGAAUUGUGAUUUUCGAUCGACUCGUUCGAUGUAACCGUACACUGUCCGAGCGGUCACGACUGUAUGAUCGAGGAGGAUGUCGUUGCUCAAAUGUUCAAUAAACAAGUGAUUGUGUGUUAAAA
Messenger RNA from Trichomycterus rosablanca, 1747 nucleotides. RefSeq names its product DNA replication factor Cdt1-like. Gene Ontology annotation, cellular component: nucleus. NCBI's taxonomy places the organism in Eukaryota, Metazoa, Chordata, Actinopteri, Siluriformes, Trichomycteridae. The record is from RefSeq and is a predicted model, not a curated record. The transcript has 7 exons. Gene Ontology annotation, molecular function: DNA polymerase binding; DNA binding. Bases 60 to 1517 code for a protein of 485 amino acids. Gene Ontology annotation, biological process: mitotic cell cycle; regulation of DNA-templated DNA replication initiation; DNA replication preinitiation complex assembly.